This is a messenger RNA of Plectropomus leopardus (leopard coralgrouper), 4227 nucleotides long. Its product is annotated as putative ATP-dependent RNA helicase an3. Gene Ontology annotation, molecular function: RNA helicase activity; ATP binding; nucleic acid binding. The record is from RefSeq and is a predicted model, not a curated record. Lineage: Eukaryota; Metazoa; Chordata; Actinopteri; Perciformes; Serranidae.
GCAAAGUAACGUGUGACUGUUAAACCAAUUGAAAUAGCUGUCAUCCGUCGUAACCACAGAAACAAGAAAGGGGCAAAGGAGAAAUAACAGUACAUCAAACCCGGCAAACAAAGAGGUCCUUUUUUCAACGACAACAUUUUUCCUCCAUAUUCUCUAGUUAUGAGUCAUGUGGCCGUCGAAAAUGUCCACGGUCUAGAGCAGCAGCUCGCUGUCCUAGACUUGAGUGCGGCAGACGGACAAGGUGGAGGCACCAACCGGCGAUACAUUCCUCCACAUUUACGGAACAAAGACGCUUCCAAAAAUGCAGGAAAUGCCUUUGCUGCUGGUCGACAGGGUGGCUACACCAUAGCGCCCGCAGCUAAUUAUGGUUGGGAUGGGGGGCGCAACAACUUUGUUAAUGGCUACCAUGACAACCGCAUGGCCGGCGGCAACUCGUUUAGCGGGCCGCCUCGCAUGGAGCGUGGCCGAGGGGGCGUCGGUGGAGGCUACCGUGGCAACAGGGGCGGAGCCUUCAACCCAAUCAACCCAGCACAGCCUAUGGCCUUUGGUGGCUACGAAAAUAAAGAUGCCGGCGGCUGGAACACCGCCAAAGAUGCCUAUGGCAGUUUUGGCAACAACCGUGGAAAGUCAGCAUUCUUCAACGACAGAGGCAACGCUAACAGAGGGAGGUUCGAUCAUGGUGGAUUUGGUGGUGGAGGAGGUGGAGGAAACAGCCGCUGGGUGGAGGAGUCCAGAGAUGACGGAGACUGGUCCAAACCAACACCACGUAAUGAACGCCUUGAACAUGAGUUGUUCUCCGGCAGUAACACUGGGAUUAACUUUGAGAAAUACGAUGACAUUCCUGUCGAGGCCACAGGACAGAACUGCCCUCACCACAUCGAGAGUUUCCAAGAUGUGGACAUGGGGGAGAUCGUCAUGGGUAACAUUGCUCUGAGCCGCUACACAAGACCGACCCCUGUCCAGAAAUAUGCCAUCCCUAUUAUCAAGUCAAAGAGAGACCUCAUGGCCUGUGCGCAGACAGGUUCUGGGAAGACUGCAGCGUUCCUGCUGCCGAUUCUCAGCCAGAUUUACACUGACGGACCAGGAGAAGCUCUUAACGCAGCUAAAGCAUCUGGACAGGAGAACGGAAAGUACGGGCGUCGUAAGCAGUACCCCAUCUCACUGGUGUUGGCUCCAACCAGAGAACUCGCACUGCAGAUAUAUGAUGAAGCCAGGAAGUUUUCCUACCGCUCCAGAGUGCGUCCCUGUGUGGUGUACGGAGGAGCAGACAUCGGCCAGCAGAUCAGAGAUCUGGAGAGAGGCUGCCACCUGUUGGUGGCCACACCUGGAAGACUGGUGGACAUGAUGGAGAGGGGAAAGAUUGGACUGGACUACUGCAAGUACCUGGUCCUGGAUGAGGCAGAUCGUAUGCUGGACAUGGGAUUUGAGCCACAGAUAAGACGCAUCGUUGAACAGGACACCAUGCCGCACAAAGGCAUCCGACAAACCAUGAUGUUCAGCGCAACCUUUCCUAAAGAGAUCCAGAUCCUAGCCAGGGAUUUCCUGGAGGAGUACAUCUUCCUGGCGGUGGGCAGAGUGGGUUCCACCUCAGAGAACAUCACUCAGAAAGUUGUGUGGGUGGAGGAGAGCGACAAGAGGUCUUUCCUCCUGGACCUGCUCAGCGCCACAGUCAUCCCCAGCGAGGUACAGGACAAUACAGGAGACAACAUAGAGAAACCUGGUAAGGACUCGUUGACUCUGGUUUUCGUGGAGACCAAGAAAGGCGCAGACGCCUUGGAGGACUUCCUGUAUCGGGAGGGCUACGCCUGCACCAGUAUCCAUGGUGACCGCUCCCAGAGAGACCGAGAGGAGGCCCUGAGCCAGUUCAGAUCAGGAAAAUGCCCCAUUCUGGUGGCCACAGCGGUUGCAGCUCGUGGCCUGGACAUCUCCAAUGUGAAACACGUCAUUAACUUUGACCUGCCCAGCGACAUAGAGGAGUAUGUCCACCGUAUUGGACGUACGGGACGAGUUGGAAACCUGGGACUGGCCACAUCGUUCUUUAACGAUAAAAAUGGGAACAUCACAAAAGACCUGCUGGACAUCCUGGUCGAGGCCAAACAGGAAGUUCCCUCAUGGCUCGAGAGCCUGGCCUAUGAACACCAGCAUAAGAGCAACAACAGAGGACGCUCUAAGAGGUUUUCUGGCGGUUUUGGAGCACGUGAUUAUCGCCAGACGGCCGCCGGAGGCACCGCUGGAGGCUUUGGAGGACGUGGAGGUCGCAACCAGGCAGGACAUGGAGGAAACCGCGGGUUUGGAGGAGGUGGUUUCGGUAACUUCUACACCAGUGAUGGCUACGGUGGAAACUACUCACACUCACAAGUUGACUGGUGGGGCAACUAGGUUCCUCCUCCCCUCCUUUCCUCAUUCCUCUUUCUUCCUCUCACUCAUCCUCCUUCCUUUCUCCACACUGUUGUCUGCACCCCAUCCGUCUCCUCCCCUUCAUUAACCCCGAGACCCAACGUGCAUGUUAUUAAACUAUUUAUACUCAUUUAUAUAGCCUUCCUUCCAUCCCUGUGCACUCAGAUCUUUUAAUUCUUUGACUUUUCUCGUCCUUUCCAUCUCCACCUCCGUCUUUACGGUCGCCCAUCUCUUCUUCUCUUCGUUUCUUAAAUCCUGGUAAAUCUCACCUUGUACAAUAGGCCACAUUAUAAAGGGAUUCUUUAACUUUAGGUUGUUAUUUUUUAACACAUCCUUUGGUUCCAGUGAGGACAUUUUGAACUUUUCCCUCUGUGGCAAGUGCUUGAAGAAAAAUAACCAGAUGAAGUAAGGUUCUAGUUGUUCCUUUAACCCGUUAAGAUUAGAUGGACAUGUAAGAGUUACAAUGAGUUAGUCCUACGAGACAGUCGUAGAAGACCAGGGGGGAAAUUCUUUUUUUUCACUUUAGUUGUGAGUUUUGGUUUCAUCGUGUUUUUGUCUGCAUUCACCCAAAGCCAGCCAGGCGUCCUGUUGUACCUUCACAUGACAUCUUUGUUUGUAACGCAUGGCCAUGUUGUAAAUCACCGGCCAAAAACUUUUCUAAAACAUAGCGCAGAGAUAGGCAAGAUGUCAGUUCUGAGCAAAAUAUGUCUGCAUAUAAAUUCAAAGAAUGGGAACUGGCUGAAGUCUCCUUCAUUUACAUGAUAGAUACUAAACAGCGGCCACAGAAACAGAAAUUUUUAUUAUUUUUUCACCUUUUUAAAACAUACUGAAGUCUUGAUUUACAGAGAUCUGAGAAAGAUGUCUAACAGAGACCGGAGGGACAAGGGGGCUGGACAAACUGAAACACCCAGCCGCUGGGACGGCCAUUAAUAAUGAUGCUACAAACAGUCUUCAGACUGUGAACAGCAUUUUCUUUGUUUGAAACAAAACAUAAUGGAGGAUCAUUUGUUUCUGUACUGUGCCUUUAAGAAUUUGAACUUUGUCUCUUAUUCCUGUUGUUUUAAUUGCCAUAAUCCGUUAAGUGGCUACAAGUAUUGGCCAGCUGUGACUAAAAAAAUGUGUAUUUAAUGUCAUGUAUAGGUUUAAACAUGUUUUUCUUUAUUUCUAUUUGGAAGGAAACAAACUAGGCUUGAACUAAAUCAAACCUUGGCAAAAAAAAAUAACUGUGAUGAGGAAACUCAAAGCAAUUCCUUAUCUUUCUAUUGGAGUUCAAAUUCAUCAGGUCUCUGAUGAGCUGAUUCCCAAAAGCAUAUUACCACUGUAACCUUAUUUAUAGACAGACCUUCAUCCAGAGUGACAAAAGUGAGACAAAAAGAAGUUCCAUCUGUCUUACUCCAAAAAAGAGUUAAUUACAAAAAAACAAAACAGAUUUAUUUGCUUUAUUAGCCUGUGAGCGGAGAUAACAACAGUGGUUUUAUGCUUUUGGGAAACCGAGUCCUACUAAUUGACCUAUACGUCACAUGUACAGCUCUGGUUUGAGCUUGAGUUUGAGUUUCUCAAAGGCAUCUUGUCACUAAUUGUUGGGUAACACGUCAUCUCAGAACAACUGAGAGAGAAUUUGGCCCUACCAGGGUAGCAGCAGUCAUGUUUCUUCUCGAACCAUUCAGACGUGGUUGUUAAUAAAAGAUAUUUUCUGGUUUAAUUUCCAGUUUUGCUGGUAUAGUCUGUUGUUAAACUUUAAGCAGGUUUCAUUUUAUGCAAACCAGUUGAACCGGCAUUUGUCAUUAUGCCAAAUUUAAGAAGUAGCCCACAUCAUCAACCUGAGCUGAC